Messenger RNA from Symbiodinium natans, 4398 nucleotides. The record is from the annotation of a GenBank genome assembly. NCBI's taxonomy places the organism in Eukaryota, Dinophyceae, Suessiales, Symbiodiniaceae.
AUGGUUGAGGAAGCGGCAAAAAGGAGAGCCGCCGGAAAGGCAACGCUCAAGGUGUUAGCCAAGGAAGACAAGAAGAGAGAGAGAGAGAGAGAGAGAGAGAGAGAGAGAGAGAGAGAGAGAGAGAGAGAGAGAGAGAGAGAGAGAGAGAGAGAGAGAGAGAGAGAGCGAGAGAAGAAAGAGAGGAAAACGACGCAACAAGGAGCAAGCGCAAGCAUACAAGUGCCAGCAGCAGCGCCAGCAGCACAACAGCAACAACAGCAGCAGCAGCCAAGCGAGGAAAAAGGAGGCACUGAAGACGACCGCUUUGCCGAGGAGCCGGAGGCUCCAGGCGAAGAACAACAGAGGGCGAUAGUGCCGAAGAGCCCAGACCAGCCAACGGCUGACCAGAUCGCACAGCACGAAGCCUCGGGGCACGCGGUGCACCGUUCCUGGUGCGUCCACUGCCAGAGAGCGCGAAAGAUGGUGAAUCCACAUUACCGGAUUCGGAGAGCCGAACUUGAGACAUCUUUGCCGACGCUACACAUGGACUACUUCUUCCUGGGCAAAGAAAAGCAGGAAGACGACGUGAUGCCGCACCUGGUGGUUCGGUGCGACAAAACGCAGCGCACUUGGGCAACUUCGUUGCCCGAGAAAGGCACGCAUGCGUACAACGUCACGUGGUUGGCCAGCGUGAUACGCGAGGCCGGAUGGAAGAGGAUGUGCUUAUUCUCAGAUAAUGAACACGCCCUCCGUGCGCUCAAACUCAAGGCCUCCGAAGAAGUCCAAAAUGUAGUGUUCGACUUGAGAGAGAGUCCUACAAGUACGGAACACGAGAAUGCGCCAUCGAACGGCAUAGCCGAGGCCGCAGUGAGAGAGGUGAAGCGAAUGGUCCGAGCUAUCCUGUCGGAGCUGGAGACAAAGCUUAAGAUCGAGGUGGGCGUGGACCACCCAAUUCUCGCCUGGAUCGCAAGGCAUGCAGCGUUCUUGAUGACACGUUUUCGCAUUGGCGAAGACGGGAAGUCAGCUUACGAAAGGACGCUGGGCCGACCGUGGAGGCGACCUACCAUUGUCUUUGGCGAACAGGUGAUGUUCAAGCCAGUUGGUUCGAAACACAAGCGAGGAAGCCUAGAUGCAAGAGUUUGCAUGGGACGUUACGUCGGAACUGCGUCGAGGAACGCAGACUUGCUGAUCAUGACGUCCGAGGGUAUAUCCCGGGGCCACUCCUUGCACAGGAGGCCCGAGGAUGAGAAAUGGCCUGUUGAAGGUUUCGAAGUGCUACGCGGAUUGCCUUGGAGGAUGUCCGGUCCACAAGAGCGAGCGUCGCCCAACCGAGUCGGUAUGCCCGCUCUCGAAGGCGAACAACCCGCGCCACAACACCGAGACUUCAAGGCACGCAACCUGUACGUCAUGAAGUCCGACAUUGAGCUGUACGGCUACACGCCUCAGUGUCCGGGAUGCGAUGCGCAGCUGAUGGGUCUCCCGCAGCGAGCGCACAAUGACGAGUGCAGGAUGAGAGUGCAGAGAAGACUGCAAGAAACCGACGAGGGAAAAGAAAGAGUGAAAAGGGCCCAAGAGCGAGUUGAAAAGGACUACGGAAAGCGGGUCAAAAGAGACCAACCCGCGCUGGAAGGAAGACCUGCCCCCGACGCAAUGGAUGUUGCAGCAGAGGAAGCGGCAGGCGCACCUUUGUCCAGACCAAUGGAGGUCGAGGACCGCGCCGAGCCGAAACAGCGGAAGCGCGCAGCGUCCAAGGACGUCGAGGACCUUUACCGGGAAGAGCCCAGCACGAGGGCUACCGAUGGUCCAGAUGUCGAGGUCAUUGGAGUACACGUGCAAGGGGGAGCAAGUGGCUCUGCAGGACCCGGCCUGGACCACUCACGCCAACAAGCACGAGCAGAUGCAGAAAUGUACGACACAGCAACGGCGAAUCCGCCGCCAGCCAACGAGGAAGUGCGAAUGAACCUGAUUACGCGGAUGUUCGAACAAAAGGGGCUCAAGUGCAGCCCGACCGAAGCGAAGGCCAUAAACUCUAUGGUUCUACAGUUGGGAGGUAAUGGCAAUUCAGCUGUGCCCUGGAGCAUGGUGAAUGAAGGCAUUAUCUUGCCAAUGGACCAAGAGCCGCCGAUGUUCGCUCAGGCUGAGCAUUUGCGUUUCUUCGAAAAGCUGGAACAAGUGAAGCCAAAGCUUCUGGUGGGCAAGCUGCCCACUGGACCCUUCCAGUCAGUACAACGUGCUUUCGACAUGACCAACAAGAUUGGAGUCGAGACCAGACGCGGAAAUUUGAGGAAGGCCCGAUCUCAACUGGGGCUUUGCUUUGAGGCCUUCGAGGCACAGAAGGAAGCCGGAAACUACUUCCUCUAUGAGUGCCCAAGGGGAACUAAGUCCUGGGAGCAUGAACUUGCUCAAAGGAUGGGUUCGUACUUGGUUGAAGGCCCAAUGUGCAAGUGGAAAGUUGACGAAAGUGGAAAAAUGAUUGCAGGCCAAUCCGGCAAGAAGCGAACCCGCUGGAUUACUAAUUCGGCGACGGUUGCAACAGCGCUGGAAAAGCUAUGCAAGGGCAAUGCGAAGGUGUGGAACCGAACGCUAAGCUUCAAGGAGGGGAUCGUGACGGCCAAGGCCGAGUAUCCUCCGAAGCUUGAAAGAGCACUACUGGCAGGAGUGCGAGCACAACUGGUUCUGGAUGGAGACAUGAAGGAGGUGGGCCAUGUGGGUGGACCUGACCCACACGAGGAGCCACCGCUCGAAGAGUAUCUCCAUGAUACCUUACCCAAGGCUGGGCAGCUUCACGUAAGCGAGCCCGUCAUAGACGCAAACACAGGGGCACAACUUGAUGCCAAAAAGGUUGCGGAAGCAAGAGCGUCAGAACUUGCCUGGGUGAAAAAGCAAGGUGUGUACGAGAAAGUCGAAGAGAGCGUGUGUUGGGACGAAACAGGUCGUCCGCCCAUAACCUUGAAGUGGGUAGACCGCAACAAAGGGGAUGAUGUUCGGGAAAACUACCGCAGUCGUUUGGUAGUCCGCGAGGUCAAGUCACAGGGACAAGCGGCGUUGAUACCAGACUACGCGCUGUUUUCCUCAAUGCCACCUCUGGAAGGAUUGAAGAUCCUAUGCAGUCUGCUGACGACACUCAAGAGGUCAAAGGGCGGAAAGAAGCUCACGCUGAAGCUGACAGACAUAUCACGUGCACACUUCUAUGGAAAAGCAGAACGACGUGUGUUUGUCACACUUCCCGAGGGAGAUGAAGCUCCCGGCUUUUGUGGUCUGUUGAAACGGACCAUGUAUGGCACCCGUGAUGCCUCAGCUGUAUGGCAGAGAUCGUACACAAGCCUGUUACGCAAGCACGGGUUUGUCGUGGGAAAAGCAUAUCCGUGUACCUUUUAUCAUGCCGAAGCCGACGUGAGAUUAUUGGUGCAUGGGGAUGAUUUCCUAGUCUUGGCAGACGAAGAUGGACAUCGCUUUGUAGACAAAGUACUGUCUGAAGAGUACGAGUUCAAGUGUGAUGGCCACAUAGGACCUGAGUGUGAAAAGGAUAGCAUGACUGUCCUGAACCGGGUCGUGAGCUAUGACAGCCAGACAGGAACUGUUACGUACGAAGCGGAUCCAAGGCACGCGGAAGCCCUAGUACGCGACCUUGGCCUGGAGUCUGCGAAGGCGGCCAAAACGCCAGCAGAAAAGAAAAAGGGAAGUGACCUGAAAGCGAUGCUUGAAGCACAGCCGUUGAAUGCCGAACUUCAGAAAGCAUAUCGGUCUCAUACGAUGAGGGCAGCGUUCCUUGCGCAGGACCGUCCAGACAUUGCCGAGGCUACGAAGAGCUUAGCACGGCACAUGAAAGAACCCACAGAGUGGGCAUGGGCCGAUCUGAAGAGGCUUGUCCGCUACUUACGCGGAAAUCCACGGCUGAUCUACGAGUACCACCCGCAACGGUUCAGCAAAGCGAUUGUGAUGUACUGCGACUCAGACCACGCUGGUUGCCUCAUCACGCGGAGGUCAACCACGGGACUAGUGACAAUGCUUGGAUCGCACUGCGUGAAACACUCAAGCAACGUGCAAAGCACGAUCUCCCUUUCGAGUGGAGAGAGUGAGUUUUACGCUAUAGUUCGAGCAGGGUCAAUAGGUCUGUCGCUACAGGCGAUGCUAGAAGACUGGGGAUUAAAGGUCGGUCUGCGGAUUCGAUCUGAUUCCUCGGCGGCCCGAGGCACUACCCAGCGCCAGGGCCUGGGUCAAGCACGCCACGUGCAAACAAGAUACUUGUGGGUGCAAGAGAAAGUCGCCACGCGAGCUCUGGAGCGUGUAGGCACGGAGAAGAACUACUCCGACAUCUGCACCAAACCAAUGCCCGAAGUGGCAAUGCUCAAACACCUCAAGAACAUGGGAUUGCGUUUUCAUGUUGGACGAGCCGGAGCAGCCAAACGGCUCGUGUGA